CGGGGGCCGGUAGCGGUGUGGGGACAUGUCCGGGCUCCGGUCCGGCGGUGAGAGGCCUGUACCGGGAUGGAGAUGCCGUAACGGUACCUGUACCGCGGUGGAGAUGCCGUACCGGGGCCCAUAGCGGGAUGCAGAUGCCGUACCGGGGCCGUACGGGGAUGCAGAUGCCAUAACGGUACCUGUACCGGGAUGGAGAUGCCGUACCGGGGCCCAUAGCGGGAUGGAGAUGCGUUACCGGGACCCGUACGGGGAUGCAGAUGCCGUACUGGGGCCGUACGGGGAUGGAGAUGCCAUAACGAUCGAUGACAUCGCGGACGGCGCCGUGAAACCCCCACCGAACAAGUACCCCAUCUUCUUCUUCGGCACCCACGAGACAGCCUUCUUGGGCCCUAAAGAUCUCUUCCCUUAUGAAAAAUAUAAAGACAAAUAUGGGAAACCAAACAAGAGAAAAGGCUUCAACGAGGGCUUGUGGGAAAUCCAGAACAACCCUCACGCCAGUUACAGUGCCCCUGCGCCCGCCAGCUCCUCGGACAGCGACAGCCCCGAGCAGGACCCGCUGGGCAGCGACGGCGGCGACGACGAGGACGACGCUGCCGUGGCCGCAGCCGCCGCCGAGAAGAUGGAAAGCGACGAGGAGUCGGACGGAGGCAGCGAGCGCGGCGGCCUCAAACGGAAAGCGCUGCCGGUGAAAAUGCCUGUGGCAAAACGGCCUCGGAAAUCCUCCAGUGACCUGGAUCAGGGCAGCCCCUCCCCAUCAGAGGAGGAGAACUCAGAAACAUCCUCUGAGUCAGAGAAGAACAGUGACCAGGAUUUCACUCCUGAGAAGAAGCCAGCAGCCAGGGCUCCCCGGAGGAUGCCAGCAGCAGGGAGGAAGAAGAAGAAGGUGGAAUCUGGCUCUGACUCAGACUCCAAAGUGGACUCAGAUUCAGAAAUGGGCAAUGCAACUGUGGACAUGACCAAGUCAGACUCCAACUCUGAUUCAGACUCAGAUGUGUCUGUGAAGAAGGCCCCACGGGGCAGGAAACCAGCUGAGAAACCCCCUCCCAAGCCCCGGGGCAGGAAACCAAAGCCUGAACGUGUCCCAACCAGCUCCAGCAGUGACAGUGACAGCGACAGCGACGUGGAUCGCAUCAGCGAGUGGAAGAGGAGGGACGAGGAGCGGCGGCGGGAGCUGGAGGAGAAGAGGAAGAGGGAGCAGGAGGAGGAGAUCCGUCGGCUUCGGGAGCAGGAGAAGGAGGAGAAGGAGAAGAGGAAGGAGAAGGCAGAGAAAGGAGAGGAGCUGCACUCGGACUCAGACAGCAGCGCGGAGGAUGAAGCGGCCAAAAAGGGCCGGAAGGGCCGAGCCAAGGCCCCGUCGUCCUCAGACUCUGAAGUGGAGCUGGAGAAAGAGGUAAAGAAGCCAGUGAAGAAGCAGCCUGAGUUGUCAAGGAAACCAAAUCAGAAGGAGAAGAGGGGCCGAGCAGAGGAGAAACCACGGAACAAACCUUUGAAAGUGGAACGAGGCCGGAAGAAAUCUGACCUGAUCCCUGAAAGGAGGAUGGAGAAGAAAAAGGAGCCCACAGUUGAGGAGAAACUUCAGAAGCUUCACAGUGAGAUCAAGUUUGCCCUGAAGGUGGAUAACCCAGACAUCAAGAGGUGUCUGAAUGCACUAGAGGAGCUGGGCACGCUCCAGGUCACCUCUCACAUCCUCCAGAAGCACACGGAUGUGGUGGCUACACUGAAAAAGAUCCGUCGCUACAAAGCAAACAAGGACGUGAUGGAGAAAGCUGCUGAAGUCUACACCCGCUUGAAGUCACGUGUGCUGGGACCAAAGAUGGAGGCAAUCCAGAAAGCCACCAAAGCUGGGGCUGAGAAGGACAAAGGGGAUGCAGAGAAGGGCCCAGAGAAGCUGCCAGGAGGGGAGACCCGCAAUGAGAAGGGGGAAGAGGAGAGGAACACAGACUUGUCUGGUCCUGUGAAUGGUGAAUCCCUGUCCCAAAAAGCAGAGGGCACAGAGGAGAAGGACAAAAGUCAAGGGCUGGGAGCUGGGGAGCCAGAGGCAUCCUCCGAGGAGACCCACAGCAACAGCACACAGGACUAUCCCAAGGCCGACCGGGAGAGGGCUGGUGGGGAGGCGGCUGAGCUGAGCUGAGCUGAGCUGAGCUGAGGGAGGAGCAGAAGCCUCGGGAGCGACUCGGGGGCCGCGGGGAGAGCGGCCCCAGCCCCGGCCCUGCCCCAGUCCCUGCCCACAUCCCUCAGUCGCUGCUGUCCCGGCUCUUGUGCUGUGUCCUCACCCCGUGAGCAGCCGCCGAGCCUUUGGGGCUGUGCUGGGUGGCUCCAUUUGUUCUCUUAUUUGCUUGUUUUGGUUGGUUGGUUGGGGUUGGGUUUUUUUUUUCCCCCUCCUUACCUGAUUUCUUGUGAUUUCAACCACCAUCAAAUGAAUAUAAAGGGUUUUUUAAUGAAAAA
Molecule: messenger RNA, 2445 nt
Organism: Colius striatus (speckled mousebird)
Lineage: Eukaryota; Metazoa; Chordata; Aves; Coliiformes; Coliidae
Gene: HDGFL2
Product: HDGF like 2
Exons: 16
Coding region: 221-2131 (636 amino acids)
Biological process (GO): regulation of transcription by RNA polymerase II
Cellular component (GO): nucleus
Molecular function (GO): transcription coregulator activity; double-stranded DNA binding
Source: RefSeq, a predicted model, not a curated record